GUGUGACCGGGAGGGCGGGGCUUCACCUUGGUCUCCAAACUGAACGCCGACCUGUUCUCAAAGGACCUUCUGCCUUCCCGAGUGAGCAACAGAAAGCAAAUCGCUUCCAGCCGACACCAUGCCUGAGACUGCAGAAUCCCACUCCCACACUCUGACCACCAACCGCAACUGCACCAUCGAGCUCACCAAUGUCACCACCAACUACUGUCUCGCCCGCCCAAGGGUUUACAUGGAGAGUGGCUUCGUCUUCAACCCCCCGCAGCCCACUGUGCGAACUGGCAAAACCGAGGUUUGCUCUUUUGUCAAAGACGACCACACGGCAUCGGGCGCUGUGGGCGUCCUGACCUACCAGCUGUUCGACAUGCGCAGCCGCCAAGGUACCGAGAUGAUGGCAAUCAUGUUCUCUGUGCCGUUUGACUACAACUUCUACAAGAACUGGAUGGCGAUCGGCGCCUACGAGUCCUCAGUGGACACCGACGAAAAGCUGUACAAAGAAAUGUACAAUAGCAAGGAUCAGACCAACUUUGUUCGCCAGGAGGCCAACGGCUGCGGGGUGUUGUUCAGAGCGAGGGAGGUGGACCUGAGGGCCUGCAUGUCCAACGAGGGCAAGGCCAUCAUCAAGAUGGAGCUGUACGACAGGAUGGGCUGAUGAAUGUGUUCGUAACGCUGAGAAGAUGAAACCUGUCGAUGCAGAUAUUCCUAAAAGCACUCUGUCAUCCUUCCACUGUAUCGGUGCUUUCAAUGAAUAAAAAACAGUUCAAUCCA
Stegastes partitus (bicolor damselfish) is the source of this 765-nucleotide messenger RNA. Its product is annotated as cytolysin RTX-A-like. Gene Ontology annotation, cellular component: pore complex. The record is from RefSeq and is a predicted model, not a curated record. The transcript has 3 exons. The coding region runs from base 119 to 649 and encodes 176 amino acids. Gene Ontology annotation, biological process: pore complex assembly; monoatomic cation transport; cytolysis in another organism. Gene Ontology annotation, molecular function: channel activity. Lineage: Eukaryota; Metazoa; Chordata; Actinopteri; Pomacentridae.